Messenger RNA from Engraulis encrasicolus (European anchovy), 6544 nucleotides. It is a transcript of the gene itga5, whose product is annotated as integrin, alpha 5 (fibronectin receptor, alpha polypeptide). The transcript is spliced from 30 exons. Gene Ontology annotation, biological process: cell adhesion mediated by integrin; integrin-mediated signaling pathway; cell-matrix adhesion. Bases 237 to 3407 code for a protein of 1056 amino acids. Gene Ontology annotation, molecular function: integrin binding. The record is from RefSeq and is a predicted model, not a curated record. NCBI's taxonomy places the organism in Eukaryota, Metazoa, Chordata, Actinopteri, Clupeiformes, Engraulidae. Gene Ontology annotation, cellular component: external side of plasma membrane; integrin complex.
CUGCGAGAGGGAGAGAGAAAGAGGGGCUGUGAAGCUAGUGAGGAGAGGGAGAGAGAAGCCGCCAGAGAAUCAGUUGAGAUACGGAUAGUUCGUGUGGAUGCCUUGAGAGAAGAGAGUUCUUGGAAAGGCUUGGAGACAACUGUAGUCUGUUGCACGCGUCCGUCUGAGCACAUAACAAUAGACGCAUCGUUUGACUGCAACCACAUUAACCACAAGAUAAGGAUUAUUAGGUGACUAUGGGUUCCACAAGUCAUCGGUCGGCGAUGGCAUCUCGACUUGCCAGUCAAGAUACUCUCCUGUGUUCAUUUGGACUUUCAAUCAUACUGCUCCAGCUGUGUGCAGCAUUCAACUUGGACGUCGAGAAUCCUUCUGUCUACAGUGGACCUGAGGGGAGCUACUUUGGAUACGCGGUGGACUUUUAUUUGCCCAACACCUCAAGUGUGAGUAUUAUAGUGGGUGCUCCCAAGGCCAACACCAGUAAAGUGAACAUCGUUGAGGAAGGCUCUGUGUUCCACUGCCCCUGGAGCACCAGCCAGGCCGACUGCCACAGCAUCGAGUUCGACCAUGAAGACGAACGCUCCGUUAUCAUCAACGACACCAGCUCCCCAGGGGAGUUCAAAUCGCACCAGUGGUUUGGAGCAACCGUGCGUUCCCACGGUGACACGAUCUUGGCCUGUGCCCCUCUCUACUCCUGGAGGACGGAGCAAGAUGAACCUCAGGAUGAUGUCACAGGGACCUGCUUCCUGUCUGUGAACAACCUCACUAAGUUCGUGGAGUAUGCUCCAUGCCGCUCAGAAUUGUAUGGAUAUGAGCGCCACGGCUACUGUCAGGGUGGCUUCAGCUCUGACUUCACUAAGGAUGGCACGGUGGUUUUGGGAGGACCUGGUUGCUACUUUGGGCAAGGUCAGGUGGUCGCAGCAGUCAAGGAGGAGAUCAUCCGAGCUUAUUAUCCUGGAUACUUUCUGUCGUCUGUGCACGGAGAAAUGCGGUCCGAAAUACACGUCAAGACGGUUUACAAUGACGACAACUACAUGGGUUACGCGAUGGCCGUGGGAGAGUUUACAGAUGACAAUGUGGAUGAUUUUGUGGCGGGCAUCCCGAAAGGAGAGUGGUUGCACGGUUUGGUUGCUAUUCUGAAUGGGACAGACAUGACCAAAGUGAAGAACUUCACUGGUGAACAGAUGGGAUCAUAUUAUGGGUAUUCUGUCGCAACCACUGACAUCAACAAUGAUGGGCAUACAGAUCUGCUGGUGGGGGCUCCGCUGUUCAUGAUGUGGGAUAAGGACAGGCGUCUGGAGGAGAGGGGCCGUGUGUACGUGUACCUGCAGAAAGGACCACUGGACCUGCAGCCCCAGGCUAUGCACCUGACCGGCACCGAGGUGUACUCGCGCUUCGGUAGUUCCAUCGCCGCGCUCGGAGACCUCAACCAGGACGGCUUCAAUGACGUUGCCAUUGGCUGUCCGUUCGGAGGAGAGGACCAGCAGGGAGUGGUGCAUAUCUAUAACGGCCAUAGUGAGGGGCUCCAGGAGAAGCCCUCUCAGAUCCUCUCUGGCCAGUGGGCCUCCAGCACCAUGCCCUCCAGCUUCGGGUUCACCCUCCGCGGCAACAAGGACAUGGACAUGAACGGAUACCCAGAUCUCAUCGUGGGAGCAUUUGGGGCUGAUAAAGCAGUUGUGUACAGGGGUCGUCCCAUCGUCAACACCAGCGUGUCCCUGGUGGUCCACCCAGCCAUGAUCAACCCAGAGGAGAAGCACUGCCUCAUCAGCCGCGGCAACGAGACCAUCGCCGUGUCCUGUGUCAACCUCAGCUUCUGCCUGCUGGCCAAUGGAAAGCACCUCCCGGACAACCUAGCGUUCCGGGUGGAGGUGCAGCUGGAUCGGCAGAAGCAGAAGCAGAAGGGGCCGGUGCGCAGGGCCCUGUUUGUGGACGACCAGCAGCCCUCACUGGUACGCACGCUGGCAGUGCCCACCGGCGCCCGGCGCUGCCACGAGACCAAGAUCUACCUGCGGGAUGAGAAGGAGUUCCGGGACAAGUUGUCCGCCAUCUACGUGGCCCUGAACUUCAGCCUGGAUCCGCAGGCAGCCCACGACCAGCACGGCCUCCGACCCAUCCUCAACUACCAGACCACCGAAGUCAUCGAACAAAAGGCUCAGAUUCUACUGGACUGUGGAGAGGACAACAUUUGCGUGCCUGACCUGAAGCUGUCAGUGACUGGAGACAAGAAGGAAGUGUACCUGGGCGAUGAAAACUCGGUGACCCUGACUUUCAACGCCAGGAAUGAUGGGGGCGGAGCCUAUGAGGCUGAGCUGCACGUUGUCCUGCCUCCUGAGGCUGACUACAGCGGAAUUGCCCGCAAUAACGAGAGCCUGGCCCAGCUGACCUGUAGCUAUGAGACAGAGAAUCAGACCCGCUACCUCAGCUGUGACCUGGGCAACCCCAUGAAGUCUGGCACCAAUCUGUGGGCUGGUCUGCGUUUCACUAUCCCCCGGCUCAAGGACACGCGCAAGGUGGUGCAGUUUGACGCUCAGAUCCGCAGUAAGAACGAGAACAACUCCCACAGCGAGAUGGUGCCGUUUAAGCUGGACGUGGUGGUCCAGUCCGAUGUGAUCCUCCAGGGGGUGUCGCGACCUGACAAGAUCUACUUCCCACCAACCGCCUGGAAGGUGACCAAGAAGCUGGAGGUGGAGGAGGAUGUGGGCCCAGAGGUCAGCCAUGUCUAUGAGUUGGUGAAUAACGGGCCCAGCAGGAUCAGCCACACAGCGUUGAAGUUGCACUGCCCCAUGCGUCUGCAGACCCACCAGUUCAUGUACCCGCUGGAGGUCAUCACCGAGGGCCCUCUGAACUGCACCACCAACCGCACCGUCAACCCAAACCACCUCAAGCUCCAGCAGCCGAGCACUCAGAAGCCCCCUCUAGAGGACAGCAACGUGCAUCACAUCGAGAAGAGGGAGACCCACAAAAGCCAGAUGUCGGAGAUAAGCAACCUGUCUUGCUCCACUGUAGACUGCUGGGUCCUGUCCUGCAACGUGGGCCUGCUGGAGAGAGGCACCAGCGCCAUCCUGAAGGUCCGAUCGCGGAUCUGGGGCGAGACCUUCUUGAAGUUCCCCAACAAAAACUACAUUCUUGAGUGUCAAGCUACCUAUGAUGUACUGAAGAUGCCUUAUUCUAUCCUGCCUAAGGAGUAUCCAAACGGUGCCAAAAAGGUGGCAACCCCAGUGGUGUGGAAUAAGCCAGACAGCCAGCAUGGCGUUCCUUUGUGGAUUAUCAUCUUGUCCAUACUAGCCGGCCUCUUACUACUGGCUCUGCUCAUAUUCGUCCUCUACAAACUGGGCUUCUUCAAGCGUACAGAGUAUGGCACAGCCAUGGAGAAGGCUCAACUCAAGCCCCCGGCCACCUCAGAAGCUUAGGCUUAAACAGGCCAGACCAACCGAGAGACAUCAGGAGAUUUCAUGAAAGAACCAAAGAAUGACGUUCCCACAAGACCUACAGCUUAAGACAAGACAAGACGAGAGGACACAAGUGUGUGGGUAGCUGUCGAAAAUUCCCAGAAACAUUUUUGGAGGGAAGACCACUGAAACUCCACUGCACUGCACUAGAAGACAGAUCUUACAAAUCAAAACCAAAUGAAUGUUCUUUUUAUUUCGUGUUUUAAUGGAUUUGUUUUUAGUCUCAUUUAGUUUGUUCUGUGUUGUUUUGCCAUCGUCAUACUGGAGCACCGUUGAUAGGUCUGCUCUAUACCGUGGUCAAAGUAUAAUUUUCAAAGAAAAAAGCAGCAGCUAAGAUUUCCUUCCUCAUGGAUUUGGCUGUUAGAGGAUCUGCUUGAGUUUUCACACUUUUUUACACAUUCAUAUACUCAGCUCACAGAAAAGACACUUUCUUUUUUCAUUUUGGUGCUAAUGAUGACAAACACUUAUCACACAACACAAUGCCUGUUGAGUUUUGCUUUUAACAUUAGGGUGGUGUGAUAAUGCAGACAAUACAGCAUUUUUAUUUUGUAGGUAUUUUUUUAAGAAGUCAAAUAACUGCCAAUAAUAACUCGGGACAAUAUUUUGUUUGAGUCUGCCGUGAAACAGGCCAAAGCCUCAACUUGUUUCACUGUGGCUUUUAUUUGUUUUUUUAAUAUUAUUUUAUUUUAUUUCAUUACUUUUAAGUCCGUUUCAGUUUUACUUUGUGGAAGGGGUGCAGCAGGGGACCUGGACUGGUUAUCGCCUUUGCACUCCUCAAAAAAAUCAAGAUGGUCUCUGCCUCAGGUGAUAGAGUUGGAAAUGCAGAGCCUGGAUCUGGAGUCCAGAGACAGGAACUUUAUGACACAGAAACAGACAAAGAGUCAAAACAUACAGGAUGAUCCUGCAACGUGUUGGGAUGUUUUCUCCUCUCCUACUGAUCUUUGUUCUCUGUCCUGUUUAGAUGUCUUGGGUUUUUUGUCUUUUUUCGCAACUUGCAUUGCCUCAAGUUAGUCAUCUGGGACAUGACUGGAUCCACACAGAGAAGAAACAAACCCAAGCCUGUGAAACCUCACUGUUACAUUGAAGCAGAGCUGUGCUUUGCCACUUGAGAGAACACGCAUAGGCUAUAACUCACAGUGCCUUUCCUAUUCCCUGAGAUCAUGUGUGGUUUAGGUAUCCUUAUUGUGCUGGAAUUUGACUGAUCUUUGCCAACAGUGAUGGUCCACUGCAGGGCCCUUACAGCUAGAAGGGUGUAUGUGCACCUUGCAGAAGACGAUUGCAACAUAGUUCACUCAAUGCUGAACAGUGCUGCUUUAAGCCACUGUAAUGCUGUUGGUUGGUCUAAGCACAAAAGGAAAGCAGGGCUGUGGGAUUAGUGGAUGGGAACUGCCUCCCUCCUCCUAGUACUGUUGCUCUCACUAAAGUGCAUUGCGAGUCGAGCCUACAGAAUCCGUUGGCUUGGUAGAACAGUCAUGGAAUUCUGCUCAGGCCCUCUGGUGUGCAUUUCACUUUGUGAGGUUGUAGCUCAUCAGCGGCCUCUGGAGGUCACAGGUAGACGUGCACUGACAAAGAGGAAUUCAAAGGCUGCAGCCUCAAUCCAGGGACAAUUACAUGCAUUUUGCUUGGUUGUAAUGUAAAUUGUGUGUGUGCGUGUGUGUGUGUGUGUGUGCUUGUCUGUGUGUUGCGUGUGCGUGCCUGCAUGUGUGUCGCAUUGCGCAGACUACACACCUGUGUGUGAGUGCGUGCAUGUGUGUGUGUGCGUGUUUGAAAGAAUGAAUGUAUUUGAGUUACGGACACAUGGAUGGAUGGAUGGAUGGAUGGAUGGAUGGAUGAAUGAAUGAAUGAACAGAUGGACGGAUGCCUCAUUCAGUUUCUCCCAAUAGCUCUACAUGGCCUUUAUCCUUGAAAACAGGGAGAUCGAACCAGCAUAGCUGAUAGCUCCACUUGGUGUUACAUCCAAGGAGUGAGCCACUGUUUUUAAGUGGGAAUUUAAACCACAGACUAGCUUUAGUCUCUUGCCAACCAUUCAGUGUCUGUCCAUUUGGGCCACUUCUAAAGGGACAACCGUGUAUUUGAGAGAGCAGACAGAUGUGUUUGUAAGUGCAAUACAGAAAUUAACAGUUUUGAAGUUUGUUGUUCAAAUGUAUUGAGAUUUUCUUUUUUUCCACAGUGUGUAAGUUAUAUACUGUUUAAUGAUGCUUUAUGGUGAGGGAAAUGUGUGCCCUUAAGAGCUGUAACUGGGUCAGACUUAAAGUCUAAUGUCUUCAUUAACAGCGGAAAUGAAUUAGGAAAGCAACUGACUCCAGAUCAGUUAUGAACACAGACAUGCAGUAUGGUCACACAUUUUCCUCAUCAACUUAGUCUUGUGGACUGAACACAGAGGUAAAAGACAAUGCCCAAAUUGUGGGUGGAAUAUUGGCCAAAAGAAAGAAAACAAAUUAAUUUAAGGAUGAAAAAGUCGUAACGGUGGAAACUAGAAUGUUAAGUACUCCGUGAUGGUUGAGUACCAAUAAGGCGUAGCUUUUUGACUACUCUGAAGUGUGAUAAAAUCUUUCAGAAGAUUUUAGACACUAAAUAUUUUGACCAUUCAAGUAUAUUCAAGUGAAUUGUACAUUUGGAUUGAAUAUUAAAUCGGGUGGGUUUGAAUUGUAUUCCGAAAAAGUUUCAUGUCUGGACUGCUAUUAUUUUAUAAAAGUCUUAUUUACCAUCUGCUUGUUGAAUACACUAUAUAUUAUUCUCAAGACACAAGGAUUUCCCCAACUACUCAGUGAUGUGUGUAUUAAAAUAUGUGCAGUAGCCUACAAAACUAUUUAUGAUGUCACGAAUUGUUUUAAAAUUGAAUAUGAGAAAGCACUGGGUUUGUCCUCAUUUUUCUAAAUGCCUUCUUCCCAAUCUCUUUGUGUCAUCCAAAGAUGUCUGAGAUGUACAUAUAUUUUUUUGACAAAGAGAAUAUUUUUGAAUUCAGUUGAAAACCUUUGCCUUGUGAAUUUCUCCUCCCCAUAUUGGGGAGCCUGAAUGCUAUGUUAUGAUGUUGAAGUAAUUAUUUGUAUGGUAUUUUCCAGUUUCCAUUUUGAAUAAAAUUUUCAGCUUGUACUAUA